Molecule: messenger RNA, 4364 nt
Organism: Nylanderia fulva
Lineage: Eukaryota; Metazoa; Arthropoda; Insecta; Hymenoptera; Formicidae
Gene: trbl
Product: tribbles pseudokinase 2
Biological process (GO): positive regulation of proteasomal ubiquitin-dependent protein catabolic process; regulation of MAP kinase activity; protein phosphorylation
Cellular component (GO): nucleus
Molecular function (GO): mitogen-activated protein kinase kinase binding; protein kinase activity; ATP binding
Source: RefSeq, a predicted model, not a curated record
GUUACGUCCGCGCGUACGUCCGUCCGCCAGUUCAGUUGUCAGUUGCACAAUGGCAUCGUCGGUCUGUGCUUGCCCGUCUUGUUGCUGCCGCCGUCGUUUCUGAGCGGUGGGCCGGCCCAAAACGUUGGACCGUCCGUCGCGCGGAUACCACGAGUCUCUCUCGCGUACACGCGCACGCUCUCUGUCUUUCUCCCACCUCGAUCUUUGUUCUCUGAAAAAAACCGCGGAAGACGAAAAAAAAAAAAUAUCUCGGCCGUGUUUCGCAAACGAAACAACCAACAGCUCCGUCAUCAAACGUGACGCAGCAGCCGACGUGAGAAGCGAGCCAAGAAGAAGAAGAACAAGAAGAAGACUCUGCCGUGCCGCCCGCGGACGUCCAAUCGUCUUUAACCACCCACCGAUUCAGGAACGACGCACGGCAAAAACAACGACAAGGAAAAAAAAACAUGAAGAAUCAGUUCUCGACAGCGACCGACUGAUUAUCCACGAAGAUCUCUCUCCGUCCAAGGACCCGGCGCAGCGACAUUGUGAAACGACACUGCACGGGUUCCACUCUCCCCAAAAGCACAAGUGAUAUUUCUAACUAAAUAGCUUAACUCGUUAGAGCUUAUAGAGAAGCCAAACACCCGUCGUGAGAGCGAGAAAUCCACGCGCUGCGCUCUUUGUACAUAAUAUAGAUGCCAAUAUUCGGGAUUGUAGCGUCGCGACGAAAAUCCAAGUGACGCGCGAAGUGUGUUCAACGCAUUCUUAUACCAUAAUAUAUCCCGCGUAAACCAGGACAAUAUAAUACAUAUAUAUAUAAUAAGAGGAACAUUGUGUCUGUGCACGAGUGACACAUCGAGAGUGUGCGCGGGCGCGCGCGGUUUAAAGGGGACGCAACAUGAGAGUGGCCAGGCAGCAUCCACUGCAUCUGCAAGUACCGACCCGUACCAAUAAUGGCAAGUUUCUGGUCGGUCUUAACGCCGGCGGUCAGGACGUCGUUCAUCAGCAACCGUUGCCGCAGCAACAGCCGGCCAGCGACGAGAGCAGUGCGGUAGUGCCGCCGAGCUGCGUCUUCCCUAGCUGCGAGUCGGUGCCCACCGACCUUCAUGGGGGGCCGACCCUGCUUGGCGAUCGAUUCCUGCUUCUUGGUCCGGCCGAGGGUAGCGCUCUUUAUCGAUGCGUCGACGUGCACAGCGGUCAGCAACUCGUUGCAAAGGCGCUGACCGUGGGCGACAAAGGUUGCGAGGCGUUGCUGCAGGCCCACCUUCGUCUGGAGGGCACCGGCGCGGCGAGUGGCGUGGCGGGCGUGGUGGAGGCACCUGGAGGUCGGCGUUAUCUCCUCUUGGAGGGCCAUCACGGUGACCUGCACGCCUACGUAAGGGCGCGCAGGAGACUGCGCGAGCCCGAGGCGAGACGGCUCUUCCGGCAGGCGGCCAGGGCUGUUGCGACUUGUCAUGAAUACGGGGUCGUGCUGAGGGAUCUCAAGCUCCGGAAGUUUGUCUUCGCCGAUGAAGCGAGAACGCGGCUUCGCUUGGAGAGCCUCGAGGACGCGGUGAUCGUGGACAACGACGACGACAAGCUGACCGAUCGGCGCGGCUGCCCGGCGUAUGUCGCGCCGGAAGUGCUGCGGUCCAGACGCGCUUAUUCCGGCAAGGCGGCGGACAUCUGGUCGCUGGGCGUGCUGCUCUACACGAUGCUGGUCGGUCGUUAUCCAUUCAACGACGCCGAGCACGCGUACCUCUUCGCCAAGAUCUCGCGCGGCCAGUUCGCCGUGCCGGAGGGUCUGAGUCCGCGCGCCAAGUGCCUGAUCCGUUCGUUGCUGCGAAAGGAGCCGUCCGAGCGACCUUACGCCGAGGACGUGCCGCUGCAUCCGUGGCUGUCGAAGCCGCUACGAUUAUACGCGUCGACAGCCUCCGGUAGCAGGUCCUCGUGCCAGGACCAACUCGUACCAGAGCUACCUACCAAUCCUCAACAAGACUGACUCUCCUGCGGGGGAAGAAUCACUAUUCUGCGCGCGACGGCGUCACACUCUCAUCCUAGUGCUUCUCUCGCGCCGACAGCCGGAUCGAAUUUCUCUCAGGCCGAGGGAGAAGAGUUAGAGCUAGCGCAAUCAAAAAGGAAGAAGAAGGGAGAAAAAUAACUUUUUUUUUUAACACAUUGGCUGUGUUUGUAGGGAAUAGCGAUAAGUUUCGACGAAUGAAACAACUCCGCGAUUUGUUUGAUAUAGUGCAUUUGGAAAAGAUAUAAGCAUAUAAAGAAUUAAUGAAACUGUUAUCAAAAGAGAGCAAUGUUAUGUAAAAUAUUCUAUCUUAAAAGAAAAAAAAAAUAAUAAAAUAAUAUAAAAUCGUAAAUUGAAAAAUAUAUAUCUUGGCAGUCAAUGUGUUAAUGGCAGCUGAAUCAUACGCUUCACUCAUAUACGUUUGAGUCGCGCAAUUUUCAGCCUGUAUCGAGAAAUUAUAUCGAUCUUUACAUCGCGGAAACGCGCGGCUAAACACGACUAAGGAUGCUCUGAAUCCUCUCUUUUUUUGCCGACAAAGAACGGCCUAGAAUAAGCUUCGAAGCGUACUAACACGAGAUGAGAGUAAUCAUUCUCGAUGGAAAUUUUUAUAUAGAGGAGAGUAACCAAAGUCUAUUCUAAAUUCAAUCCUCUGAAUUAUUUCUCUCGUUUAGUGCUGUAAUCUUGGAGUCGAAUGAUCGAAGUUGGAAUCUUUGAACGCAAGGUAAUAUUACGUCUCAUUAAAGAUAAGCUCACACUCUAGUCCCGAGAGAACUCACGAUUGAAGCACUGAACAACGAAAAUAAAUUAAAGGAAUCCCCUCUGUAAAAUAGCGUCUCGAUUUUGGUCAUUCUCCGCUUACAAUUUCGGAGGCAACGUGACGCAAGUGAUUACAAAAAUCUUUAUUGGUUAAAAGAAUCUUAGAUUCGAGAAACAUUGCCAUUACUUGGUCCAAGAAAUCAUUCGCCUUGUUGCUUACAAGUAUAUUCGCGCGCGCGUUGCGAAUCUUUUUUGUGAUAGAAUCAUCUUGCGAAUUUUAAGCGACAUAUGUGAUACAAAAUAUACAGGUUGUUUAAUAAGCGAGCGGUUACUUGCGAUCAUCUGUCUCUGAAGUCCAUGUAUAUUAAUUAUUGUAAACGAUCGAAUUCGAUGUUUGUAUUGUGCGUUAGAUACACUCGAGUAUAUCCUCGACUUUCUCGAUAUUUCGCAUCGCGCAUCUACACGGGAUGGUUUUUACGCUAUACUGGUUGAUCCAUGUAUGAAAAAAAUAGCUAUGUAAAUUCGAAUGAGCGACUGGAACGUAAUGUAAAUUCGAAUACAACUAGUGAGCUUUGUAUAGUAUAGUAUAUACAUAUAGUAUAAAGCGAUGAAUAAAUGGGAUUAGAGAUUGAGUCGGAUUCAAAUUAAAAAUUCGCGUAAAGAAAUAUACUAUAUAUUAUAUACAUAUAAUAUAACACGCGAAAAUAAUUGCUUAAUAACGAUUAAAACGUUACUAGAGCAAGUCGUACAAAUUAAUGAACGAGUUUCUAAUCUAAAAUCCGGCUCAUUCUUUCUGCACACCCAUUUACUUAUCAUCAUUAUAUCACAGAGUCAAUCAAACUUACUAGAAGAACAUCGAAGAAGGGAUAUUUCUUGGACGCGAUAAAACUUCGUUCUCUGACCUAGAAACAUUGCCCGAAAAAGUUCAAGACUGCUUGGACAUGUGGCCUAUACAAUUAACUUUAUUAGAAAAAAACACGAAUACAUGUUGAUCAAUGAAUUUCUAACUUAAGAACAAUAAAAAUACGCUUCUAGAUCACUCAAACGACGAGUAUCUAUGAAUAUAUAAAUGUGUUCAUCGAAGGCAAUGUUUUCAGGUAGAAUACUUUCUAAUUAAUCAAAGAGAUACAAGAAGACCCUCUUCUGACUCAGACCUUAGUCAUCGCUUGCGCGCGAUAUAUAUGUUCAGCUCACUAGAUAAAAUCGAUUCGAUUUUAGAAACGAACAAAGCAAACGAUCGACGAUCUUAUAUCAGUUUAGCACAUGAGGCUACGUGUUCUAUUUUAAAGAAAUUUCUCUUAAGGACUCUUUAUAAUAAAAUUCUCUGACGAACAUAAAACUAUAAACACUUUCGGCAAAGAUUUUUAUCGUGAUGAGUCUGUUAUGAGAAUAGAAAUCUAAAUUUAAAAAUUGAUGCUUAAUCAAUGUCAGUGUAUAAUUUUGAUGAAAUUGUUUCUUUUUCUUUAUAUAUGUAUAUGUAUUGUCACGGAUUUAUAUUAAUUAUAUCGAAAUUAGUAUUGAUAUUAAACGAAAGCUGAUAUAAAAAUGAAGAUAUAAGACUUGAGAUAUUCUUAAAUAGAAUGGAAACAAAAGUGAAAUUAUAAAUAAAUAAUUUCAGAUAUAUUAA